Papilio machaon (common yellow swallowtail) is the source of this 1058-nucleotide messenger RNA. Its product is annotated as carbonyl reductase [NADPH] 1. NCBI's taxonomy places the organism in Eukaryota, Metazoa, Arthropoda, Insecta, Lepidoptera, Papilionidae. The record is from RefSeq and is a predicted model, not a curated record. The transcript is spliced from 2 exons. Gene Ontology annotation, molecular function: carbonyl reductase (NADPH) activity. The coding region runs from base 167 to 1012 and encodes 281 amino acids.
UUCACGGUCCGUAUGACAAUUAUUGUAAUCUAUACAUUUGACCUUGAACAUCUUAUCUUACAGCUGUUUUGAUAUAAGACGUUUUUUCACAACAGUUUUGAGCAAAGUGAAUGAUUUCGAUGAUUUAGUUGUAUAAUAACUGGAAUAAUUUAACGAGUAUUUAGCUAUGUCUUCCAACAAAGUGGCUAUAGUGACCGGUGCAAAUAAAGGAUUAGGUUUUGCUUUGGUAAAAGAAUUGUGUGAUAAACUUGAUGGAAUAGUUUACUUGACUUCGCGAGAUGAAAAGAGAGGUAUCGAAGCUACCGAAAAAAUGAAACAGUUGGGUUAUUAUGCUAAAUAUCAUCAAUUAGAUGUAGGAAAUACGGACAGUGUGGUAAAAUUAACGUCUUCCAUUUGUAAAGAAGAACAAAUAGUCGACAUAUUAAUUAAUAAUGCUGGUAUACUAUUUCUUAAAGAUGCCAAGGAAUCAAAAUACGUUCAAGCUGAACAGACAAUACUCAUAAACUUUACAGCCUUAGUUAAUUUUACUGAAGCAAUGUUACCAUUUAUUGCGGAUGGCGGGAAAAUUGUAAACAUAUCCAGUUCUUCGGGACAUUUAUCGCGAAUACCGUCUGAACAACUAAGAGCAAAGAUAAGUUCACCAAAUUUAACUUUAAAAGAAUUACAAAGUCUAAUGAACGAUUAUUUAGAAGCUGUAAAAGUAAACAAGGAUAUUGAAGAUGGUUGGGGCGACUCGCCUUAUGUUGUUUCGAAGGUUGGCGUAAAUGCCUAUACAUUUUUGCUGAACAGGAGACUGGCUAAUAGAGGUAUCAAAGUAGAUUGCGUGCAUCCUGGCUACGUAAUAUCAGACAUGACGCGAGGUUCUGGAAACGUAUCGCCAGAAGAAGCUGCCAAAGUUGUGGUCAAAGUGGCGUUAGACUCGGAGAACGGUGGUCGAUAUUUCUGGCACAAUGGUGAUGUGGUCCCGUGGGAUGGAUCCGAUCCUAGAGGUUAUAUUGAUGGCAGGAAGUGAUGUAUUAUAAACUGAAAGGCACAUUAUUGACAAUUGUAACGAAAAU